This is a messenger RNA of Stylophora pistillata, 2235 nucleotides long. RefSeq lists its product as uncharacterized. NCBI's taxonomy places the organism in Eukaryota, Metazoa, Cnidaria, Anthozoa, Scleractinia, Pocilloporidae. The record is from RefSeq and is a predicted model, not a curated record.
UCUACGAUCGAAAUCGAUGGAGGUGCUCAGUGAAGAAGUCGACGAUGACAGCGACGUUGCAGAAAAUCACCUGCUUAAAACCGAACCUUCUGGCUGUGUUUGUAACAAGGGGUGGGAGAACGAAUUCCUCUGUGGAUGGGCGCCGUCAUUUGAGCGAAAAAUUUCACGGAAGCCAACGAAACACGCGUCGUUAAGCAACACGCAUAAAGACGGAAAAUUACCGCGGACAGACUGUGGAUUUGUUUUUCGACAUUAUGAGAAAACUAGUCGCUACAUCGAACAGUACCGAGAAAAUCACAGCAGUGCCUUUUUGGUACGUGAGGAAGAAUGGAGACCAGUGUUUGGAGUUGAUGUACCAGAUCCAUACCUGCCUAAGGUCGGGAGUUCGAGCAAAACUGUUUUUGACCGGGUGAAGUUCAUUGAGGCCAUGACGUCAGACUACUGCAACGUGGCUGCUAUGAGGAGUGAUUUGCAGAACAUCUGUCUCACUGGAAAAAGGAAAGCGGGCGGCGAUCGCAAAGCGGUGCUGAACAAUGACACCAAGUUGAAUAGUGAGAGUUUACCGUUCAUUGUUACUGCUUCAAAUGGAAAGAAAGUUUCACAAAAACUUGGGAGAAGAAGACAGAGCACUACUUCAGAGGGAGACAAACCGGAUGCUGUUAUAAAUCGCCAGGAUGUCAUUCGAACUGCACCCGAAUCAACACGAGAUCCUAUUCUCCCUUGCAUGUCUUCCGUUCCCGACCUUCCGCAUAAAAUGGAAGACAAACCGAUUUUGAACUUGACCAAACAUACAACGGUGGAUGACUCAAAACGAUUCCAAAAGGAACGAAUCCGGCUUCCAAAGUUUCAACGGACGGAAUGUCACGUGAAAAAUAACCGCAAAGCAACAGACGAAACUAAUGUGCCUGUUAAAGAGGAAAAGAAGGAGAAACCAGUGAAAGAAGUACCAGAGAGCAGUGAUAGCGAUGAGAACGCCAUGAUCACAGCUCGAAAGUUAAACUCGACCGUAAAUCUACAAAUAGGUGGUUUCGUGCUACCCACAACAAGCUCCAAACCAAAGCCAGCGUACGUUACAGUUGGAAAGUGUGAAAUAUUUAGCUCCACGAACUCGUCUGGUUCAGAGCGGCGUAUUCGCAAAUCUUACGAAACGGCGAGAAAACUUCCAAGCAAAACCGCAUUUAUUCGGGUUUUAGGUCAUCAAACGGGCCCUCCACCAAAAAGUGCAAAUAAAAACGAAUCUAAGGGGGCUAAUAAAGAAAGACCAAAUACAAAGGAGAGAGCCCUCAUGAACCAAAAUUUACCGAUUCAUUACUUGACUCGGUUUGGUAGACGGAAAUUUCAUCACGUUUUGGAGGCGCGUUCGUUUAAACCUUCAGAAAAGAAACUUGGAGCCACAGCGCUAGCACAUUUUCAUCACUGAUUCAAGGAGGUCGUAAAUUGAGGAAAACUCAUGUCACGCCUCUACAUAUGCUAACUAGUGAAGCGGACUAGUAGCAGUUCUGUCUCCCUUCACCCAAUUUUAUCCUUAUCGCUGGUCAACUCUAUCGUACAGUGCUUUAGUUAAAGAUGAGAAAUGUCAUUUUCUCAUUACACCAGCCGAUUAUCUCAAUUUUUACGCCAUUUUCCGGCUAGGUGCCUAAUUAAUCACAGUAUACCAAAAUGAAAAUGAAGACGAGGGAUGAAGGCUGAGAAAUUUAGAGUUAAAACGACCGACGUCAUUUUCCCUAUUCGUCAAUUUUCAAAAAGCAUCCUGGUUGGUAUCUCUGAAACUUGGAAUGUAAAAACCUACGUUUCCUGUGGGUGAUUUUAUAAUAUUUCUAUCAUUGAGCUAUCCACUUUCCCUCGGUAGUUUAGAAGGGGGAUGCACCGUGCAUAAAUCGCUAUGCGAUAUAAAGUAGUGUUAGCGUUAUCCAUCUUUCGAACAAUUAGGGCCACGGAAGAAAUUGGUACAAGAAGACUGACAAAUUUAACAAGCUUAAAAAAUAAUUGUCUAUCUGUUAUUGUAUUUAUUUAUCACCGAGAUUUAAUAUAAAUACAAGAUAUUUUUAUUUUAGUGGUUUGGGAAAAUAGUCAUAUAAUAAUUGCCUGGAGAGAAAAGUAUUUGACUCGUCUGCUCCACUGCAUGGAGAGGUACAGACACAAUGUUAGUCCUUUAAGCUGUGGUCUAGGGUUCAUUCAAGACCACAUAUUUUGUUUAAUAUUUAUUUAUGUGCAAAUAAAAGUUGAGAAAUUCUG